GCUUAAAACGGGCCGUUCCGGCCUCUGCCCCGAAAGCGAGCGGGGCUCGGGGCAGGAGGCGGCGCGCCCGGCCCUUGGCCGGUUGCCGCUGUAAGGGACCCCACAUAGAAGGGAUCCGCAGGUGACCACGGUGAUACUUUGUGGGAUCUUGCUAUAGCUGAAGUGGAGAAGAGAGAAACCCUUGAUGAUGAUGUCAAGCAGGGGGAAGUUUGGGAAAAAUCAAUAUUAUUUAUGGGAAACAAAAAUGGGGGAAAGACCACUAUUAUAUUGAGGUGUCUUGAGAGGGAAGAGACUCCAAAGCCAACAUUAGCCUUGGAAUAUACCUUUGGAAGAAGGGCAAGGAGACAUAAUGCACCUAAAGAUAUAGCUCAUUUUUGGGAACUAGGUGGUGGAACCUCAUUACUGGAACUCAUUCGAAUACCAAUCACUAGCCACAACAUAAGAUCCUUUGCUGUAGUUCUUGUACUGGAUCUGUCCAAGCCUAAUGAACUCUGGACUACUAUGGAGAACCUUCUGCAGGUCACCAGGAACCAUGUGAACAAAAUUUUAGCCAAACUAGAAAGUACAAAUCCUGAAGUAGCUGCUGAACUUAAACAGAAGAUGCGGAACAAUCUGCAGAGGGAUCACCCAGAUUAUGAGUUAGUUGACCCUUUUCCAAUACCCUUGGUGAUAAUUGGAAGCAAAUAUGAUAUUUUUCACGAGUUUGACUCUGAAAUGAGGAAAAUAAUAAGCAAGACACUUCGAUUUGUUUCACAUUAUUAUGGAGCAUCAUUAGUGUUUACCAGUAAAUCUGAGGCUCUGCUGCUGAAAGCCCGUGUUCUUAUUAAUCACUUGGCAUUUGGCUAUGAUAAAAGCAAAUCUGUAUCCGUGGAUCCCAGCAAACCUCUGUUUAUACCAGCAGGCCUGGAUUCGCUGAGCCAAAUAGGACCACCACCUGCCUCGGAUAGUGAUAUUGGAAAGAUGCGUGCAAACACACCUUUGGAACUGUGGAAAAAAGUAUUUGAGAAAACAUUUCCUCCCAAGAGUUCCUGUGAUUUACAAGAUACCAAGGACCCUGCACAGGAUAUACAGUACGCUGAGUAUGAAGUUGAUGUCAUGAGAGCUCAGAAAAACCAGGUGUGUGGUAAUUCUCCAACUGCUGUUCACAGUCAGGAACUUGAACAGUACAAAAGAAAUGCCUCUAAAUCCUGGAAAGAAAUGGAUUUUGACUCCGAUUGAUGAGCUGCUGUAGGUGUCUUCAGUUUAACAAUGUCUACAAAAUUAUUUUAACAUUACACUAGCAAUUUCAUCUGAUGCAGUUGAAAAUGCAUAUUAUCAGACUACAAAAUUAGUAUUUAUUAAGCAUCCCUGUUAGUAUUUUUCAUAAAAAGAGCUGUUCAUUCAGUCCAAAUUUGUGAAUCUCGGCACUGGCACAGUUUUAAAAAGUGGGGAGACAAGAAUUCUAGAUUGCUCACGGAUGGGUUUGAACAUAAAGACUGGCAUUAGUCAGUUCUACCUAUUUUAUAACACAUUAUUUGGUUUAUUUUUAAAUACUUCUGCCCUAAACAUGUAUUUAAAUAUAAACAAGUUUUCACACCCAAAAUAUGAAACUGUAGUAGAGUGUGGUGGGCAUCUUUUUCUAGUUCUUUGCAUGUAUAAGUCAAAAGCAAACCUUAAGAAAUACCUGCUUCAUUGUUUGAUGUAUUUGAAUAAAUAAAUAAAAACCUGGCAGAAUAAAGUGUAAAACAUUCUUUGA
Pseudopipra pipra is the source of this 1735-nucleotide messenger RNA. It is a transcript of the gene DYNC2LI1, whose product is annotated as dynein cytoplasmic 2 light intermediate chain 1. Lineage: Eukaryota; Metazoa; Chordata; Aves; Passeriformes; Pipridae. Gene Ontology annotation, cellular component: ciliary basal body; axoneme; cytoplasmic dynein complex. Gene Ontology annotation, molecular function: dynein heavy chain binding. The record is from RefSeq and is a predicted model, not a curated record. Gene Ontology annotation, biological process: intraciliary retrograde transport; intraciliary transport involved in cilium assembly. Bases 232 to 1218 code for a protein of 328 amino acids. The transcript is spliced from 13 exons.